Messenger RNA from Caenorhabditis auriculariae, 3853 nucleotides. The record is from the annotation of a GenBank genome assembly. Lineage: Eukaryota; Metazoa; Nematoda; Chromadorea; Rhabditida; Rhabditidae.
AUGAAUUUGGUCGACAUUCUUGUUUUUUCGACCUUGAUUUCCGCCGUUGACCCUGUCGCGGUCCUUUCAGGUGUUCUCUAGAGUUUGAUGGGUAUAAUUAACAACUUUAUUAUUUUCAGUUUUCGAGGAAAUUCAUGUUAAUAAACUGCUUUAUAUCUGCGUCUUCGGAGAAUCACUUCUAAACGAUGCCGUUACAAUUGUAGGGCAAAUAUUUUUUUUUAACUUGAUAGGGUCUUUCAAUGCUUGAGGCAAUUUACGAAUACCAGAUAACUUCGAAAUUCAUCGAACCUUUCAUCAAAUAAAGGUUUUGAUAACCCUUUUUCAUUGAACUCAAAACUAAAGACCCUAUAAGCGGUUAAUAUCCAAAUUUACCUGAGGAUCCUCCAAAUCGAAGUUCCAGGUUCUCUAUCACGCUUUUCAUCACAUGACGAAAAUCGGGCAAAUGCACUUGAUAUACCAGGAUUUUACGAACACCAUGUACAAUUUCCUGCUCGUUGCUGGAGGAGGAGUGCUGAUCGGAUUGGUGUUCGUCUGCUUAACAGCCCUAGUCACCAAGUGAGUUUUUAUUCGACUUAGUGAAAAAAAAAAUUUUCGAAUUUAUAAUAUUAAUUAUUUGAAGACGUUCUGGGAUAAUUUUUAGUGACCUUUAGGGGUUCGCCAAGGACUACUUGAAGAGGACACUAAAGUGGUCACUAAACUCACCUCUAUAGUGGCCACAAUAAGGUUUUAACGUUUUUGACCCCUAAAGCGGUUACUCAAACUUUUUAAUGGUCUAUUAGUAGCACUUAAACCUCUAUAGAGGCCACUAAUUUGACUACUAUGGUCGCCACUAAAACGUCGAAACCCUAUAGAGGCCACUAAAAAUUUUUCCAGUAAAAUGCUCAAAAGAAAACAAAAAAAAAACGCGAUUUUCUUGUCCGUAGAGCAACUUCAGAACGAAUUUUGAUUUUUUGUAAUUAAAAAAUGUUUAAUCCGAUUUUGUCCACCAUUACAGCUCUCGAUCAGGUGAGAGUUGAGCAUGGAAAAUUUCCUUGAUCAAAAAAAAUCCCAGAAGGCAACCCCGCUUAUACCUACCCCUUUGAUGUUUUAGCACUUGAAUAAAGAUUGUUUUUUCAACGCCAAAUGAGCUUUUCAAACUUCAAAUUCCAGAAUAAAAGCAAGAUGAGAAUAAACGUUCUAAAAUUAGCGUCUCAACAACGAUAAAUCGAGAAACAAUUUUUAGAAUGAAUUUUAGACACGGUUCUGUAGCACCUAUUCUACAACCUCUGAUUUGCCUGGUAAUGCCGUACGUCGCAUAUUUGCUCUCCGAGUUGGUUCAUGCUUCUGGAAUCCUAGCGUAUGUUGCUAUUUUUCAAUCUACUAAGGCCCAAGGUUUGAAGAAUCGUCACAUGCGGAUUGAUGAUGAAACCCUACAUCUGCGGAAGCUUAACAGAAGAAGCGCUCAUCACUGUCAAAUAUUUCUUGAAGACUUUAUCAUCGAGGUAAAAAGAACCGUACGUUUUCACUGGACAUCUUAUUUUGAGUUCGGAGGCUAUCAUUUUCGUUUUCCUCGGGUUUUCAAUUUUCUCGAAAAAUCAUCGAUGGGACGUCGUCUUCACUGGCGUCGUUGUUUUUGCGUGUCUUAUAUGUCGGUUUGUAGGUUAGUCUUUUCAUUACGUAUUUCUAUUCAUGUGAAAAAGGGGGAAAUUGCAAAUUUUGUAAAAUACGGCGAGGAUUUUUUUGGAGCGUCAUAACUCAGCCAAAAGAUUGUACGAAUUACCAAAAUCAUCAAAUUAUUUACAAGUCUCAAGUUUUCAUUCAUUCAAGCUUCUCUCGUCGAAUUUUUUUCAUCAAGUCUCAAAUUGAAUUUCCAUCACUUGUCAAUUUUACCGGCUUUAAAACUCUCACCUCGAUGCCUGCUUUUUUUUAAUAAACCUUAUCAAAAGAUCUUCAAAAGGACAGUUUCAAGUACGAAAUUCCCUCUUAUAGAAUACGUUACCCCAAAAAUUCAACAAUUUCCCGUCUAUAUUUCGAGAAUUCCAAUUUUAAAUUCCACAUUACAGCCGUGUUUUCUCUGACAGCAAUUGCCAACCUGAUGAGAUCGAGAAAAAUUGGAAUUCGUGACCAGAUCAUUAUGGCCUUUGGCGGUUUGCGCGGAGCCAUCUGUUUCGGGCUUGCACUCACCCUCGGUUGAUUUAUUUUUUGAAUCGACUUUUGAAAGAAUGACUUCAGACGGAGAAGCCAUAGUAUCGAAACCGAUACUAAUAUCUACAACUUUGGUUGUGAUAGCUGUGACUGUAUUUAUUCAGGUUUAAUGGUUUUCUUUUUCAUCUUAAUUUAGAAGCUUUUAAAGGAAAAUUUCGGAAAUUUAUUCAGUGUACAGGGCACAAUAAUCAAGAAAUAAAAUUGUCAAAUUUUCUGAAAAGCGUCUUUUUAAAAAUUCGGCAGUUUGAUGAACAUUUUCAGAAUUGUUUUUCGUCCUUUUUCAAACUGUUUCGAUUGGAUUGACCUUCUUUUUUAAUUGCUCAAUUUUUCAGGGAACGACCAUCAAGCCUCUAGUGCUUUAUUUGGACGUAACGACAGAUGAGGAGGAAGAAAAAACGAUUAUUCGAAGGGUUUUUGAUGACGUAACUAUUUGCUCUUUUGAAAUUUUUUUUUUGAAAGUGGUUAAUCAAAAGGAACGUUGUCUAGAAAUUCUUUAUCAUUUUCUAAGUGACACAUGGGAAACAGAGCAAAUACAUGAAACUGUCAAACCAAUGAAAAAAAUGAUUCAUUUCAGAGCGUUGAAGAUUUGAUGAGCGCCGUUGAAGCAAUCGUAGGAAAUAAAGGCCCCUAUUAUGUGAGUUCAAUUUUCAAAGAAAUGAAGUCAUAAGUUUGCCCUGGUGGGUUGAAAAUUUGAUGGAUGCUCAGUAUAAAAAAUAUUUCAAGGUUUUCCGAACCCUCAUCACAAAAUUAUCAUUUCUUUUUUUACUAUUCGAAAACCCCCACAAAAAUUAUUUAUCGGAUUGAUAUUGCUCAAUCUUGCCUAAUUUCAUCAAUAUCAUCUAAAAGUUUCCUUUUUUUAAAAUCAGCAUUUUUUGCAAUGAAGGGUGAUUAUAAGCGCACAAAGCAGAUGUGGUCCACUUUUGGCAUCCUGAUUUUCAAAUAUGUCAGUGUCAUGCAUGUUAAAUCCAAGUGAGAGACAAUCCGCCAUAACUCAAAAGGUCUAGCCGUUCAUUUGGUUCGAACAAUACAUUUGUCCUGAAAUGCCCUGAACUUGACCUUGAUUUGGGUUUUGCUCGACAGUUUUAUUUAAGAACUGAAAAAAAUGUGUUUCGGUCAUUACUCAAUGUGGAGUUGCAAUAAAACUGAAAAAAAGGACCACUAGAAUUUUCAAAGGUUUUUUUAAAGUUCAAACCACGGGACGACAUUGAGUGAUUGAAAUGGACAAGAUUAAGCAACGCUUCAAGAAAAAUAUAAAAUUGGUUUUGAAACUUAUCUUAUGGAUGUGCUCGAACUUGAGCUAACUUACCUCGGAACUAAAAUCAAUUUUUAUUUUCAACUUGAAAUAAAUCUCAUUGAGUGGGGCUUUUUUUUAAGCCUUUUGAAGUCAUGAUUGAGAGCUUUUUUCUCGAAAUAUGUAUAAAGGAAACUCAAUGCUACAGACCUGACUGAAAUAUCAAAAGCUUUUCUGGGACUUCUCAAUAAUUGAAUAAAUCUGGUAAGAAAUGCUCUUUUUCAGUGGCGCCGUCAAGCUUCGAAGUUGAACGACAGAUAUGUGCAGCCAACCUUGACACGAAAAACCACCAGUCGAGGUGUACAGCUCCUAAGAAAGUACACGGUGAUGUCGACGGAGGAGCAGAAGGAAGCUUUGCUGAAAACGUUCGGAGUCUGA